This is a messenger RNA of Telopea speciosissima, 1354 nucleotides long. Its product is annotated as UPF0481 protein At3g47200-like. NCBI's taxonomy places the organism in Eukaryota, Viridiplantae, Streptophyta, Magnoliopsida, Proteales, Proteaceae. The transcript has a single exon. Bases 66 to 1343 code for a protein of 425 amino acids. The record is from RefSeq and is a predicted model, not a curated record.
AGAACUCUUAAAAGGCCAUAACUUUCUAGCUACCAAAAGUUAGGAAGAACUUUUUACAGAGAAUUAUGGAUGUGGAUGAAGUAGUAUUAGCAUCUUCAAUCGAAGCAAAGCUUAGUCCUGAGCCUCCAUUGUCAACUCGAGCUUCUAUCUUCAGAGUUCCUCAUGUAUUCUGUCGACAAAAUGAAGGUGCUUUUGCUCCUAAUUUAGUCUCAAUUGGUCCCUUUCACCAUGGUUAUGAAAACUUGAAGAACAUGGAAGAAUUCAAACUAUGGUAUUUGCAUGGCCUCCUUCAUCGGGCACCAACUUCACAGACAAAUUUAAGGAUAUUAACACGAGCCAUUUGGCAGUUGGAAGAACGUGCACGUGAGUGUUAUGCAGAACAAUUGAUCGGCCUUGACAAAUAUGAGUUCGUUGAAAUGCUGUUACUUGAUGGUUGUUUCAUCAUUGAACUUUUCCGCAAGAAAGGACAAUUAAGAUACGACGACGACGACGAAGAUCUCAUAUCCAGUACACCUAAUUGGAUGGACAGUUACUUGCGAGUUGAUUUGAUGUUACUUGAAAACCAAAUUCCAUGGUUUGUUCUUGAAUGUUUAUUCGACCUAACUGUGUCUCCUCUACAAAGAAGCCCUUCCCUUGUGGAACUUGCACUUGGUUUCUUUGAUACUAUGAUGCCAAUGACAGUUCCUGCUAAAUCGAGCUUUAGAGUUGAUGAAACCAAACAUUUACUUCACUUGCUGUGGAACAGCAUAAUUUCAGUUUCUUCUACAGAUGUAGAGUUGACAAUAUUGGAGAAGAAUGAAUACUGGGAAGUAAUUCCUUCUGUUACAGAUCUUGUAGAGGUUGGAAUCAAAUUCAAGAAAGGUAACCCUAAAGAAAUAUUGAAUAUAAGAUUCAAAGAUGGGGUGAUGGAAAUACCACCAUUGUUAAUUCAGGGAAGUACAGAACGUCUGUUUCGGAACCUGAUUGCUUAUGAGCAGUGUUGUUAUUUAUUGCCUAGCAGAAUCACAUCUUAUGUUGUAUUUUUGGAUCGACUCAUAAACUCAUCAAAGGAUGUGCAUUUACUAGGAGUGGAAGGAAUAUUAGAGAACUGGUUGAGCACUGAAGAAGAUGCUUCCCUUUUCUUUAGCAGGGUAUGGAAUGGUGGUACUCUCCAUAAAUUCUAUUAUGUGGGACUUUGCCAUAAAGUUAAUACUUAUUAUGGAACUAGUUGGCAUAAGUGGCGUGCGACACUGAAGCGUGACUACUUCAACAAUCCAUGGACAAUAAUUUCCGUCUUUGCUGGAAUCGUGCUGCUACUUCUUACCUUCUUGCAAACCUUAUUCUCUAUCCUAAGUUAUCAUUAAUUAGUUUUUUU